CGGGCGCUGACGGCGAUGAUGGCGGCGCCCAUGGCGGCGGCCGUGGCCGCGCUCCGGGCCUGGGCGGAGGCGGCGGCGCGGGCGGAGGCGGCGGCGCGGGCGGCUCUGGCAGCCGCGACCCCGCUGCUGGGCGCGCUGGCCGCGCUGGCGGCGCAGAUGCGGGCGGCGCGGCGGCUGCCGUGGGACGCGACGCCGCUCGGCGCCUUCCCGGAGCUGCGGGCGCGGCUGUGGCGGAAGCAGCGCGGCGCGGCCGAGGCGCUGCUGGAGCAGCUUGGCGAGCGGCGGGAGGAGCUCCGGGCCGUGCGGGACGCCGUGGGGGCGGCCGGCAGCGCGGUGCUGCGGCUCUUGGAGCAGCGGGGCCCGGCCGAGCUGGGGCUGGCGGCGCUUCUGCGGCGUGGGCCGCGCUGCCCCUCGCUGGCCGACGUGCUGGAGGGGCUGCAGGACGUGGAACGCUACUACCGGCACCUGUACUUGGAGAGCAAGCUGCUCCUGCAGCGCCUCAGCCUGGACAGCCUGGCAGACGUGGAAGCCCUGCCGCAGUCCUGGGAGAGGAUUUUGGAGCGUUACAAAGAUGAUGAUGUCGUUCAAGAUACACUCCUGAAGGUCUCGCUGUUCCUGGAGAACCAUCAUGAGGUGAGCUGCUCCCCUGGCUCCUGACAGGGCAGCAGGGACUGGCACUGACCAGCUUCAGCCGUGCUCUGCCGUGCUGCGAAGGGGAUGAGGAACUGAGGGAGCUCUCCUGAACGAGUUGAGUCUUGUCCUCAGCAUGAAAUGCUUGAACUGUACCGUUUUCAAGUGGAAACAGCCUUGGUCUGUGAAGAAGAGGCUGAGCCCAAAAAGCUGUGAGGAUAGAAGGGAGUCACCUCCAGCUGUGGAACUUGUCCUUUCCCUCUUCUGACACGCCUGUUUUGUGUCCUGGUGAAAAUGUUGAUACUUGCAUGAGGUGCUGCAGAUGUGUGGGUGUAAUAGAGUCCUUCAGGCUGCUGCCAUGAAAGAUUGUUGGGCUCUGUCCUUACAAAUAAAGAAAACGUGUCAGAUUAGGGUUUAG
Motacilla alba alba is the source of this 1048-nucleotide messenger RNA. RefSeq names its product chromosome 23 C1orf109 homolog (gene AIRIM). Bases 16 to 657 code for a protein of 213 amino acids. Lineage: Eukaryota; Metazoa; Chordata; Aves; Passeriformes; Motacillidae. The record is from RefSeq and is a predicted model, not a curated record. The transcript is spliced from 4 exons. Gene Ontology annotation, cellular component: cytoplasm; nucleus.